Rubroshorea leprosula is the source of this 1674-nucleotide messenger RNA. Lineage: Eukaryota; Viridiplantae; Streptophyta; Magnoliopsida; Malvales; Dipterocarpaceae. The record is from the annotation of a GenBank genome assembly.
GCUUCCUAAUCUAGCCGAUCUGCGAUACUUUCUCUCUUCUCCCUCAACCACCACUGGAGAUCGGAUUUUCCCGAGCUUCAACAUCAAUUCCUCCCAAUUUAAUUCUUUACAGUCUGAUCCCAGAUCCUGAAUCAUGAAAACUGACCCAAAAGAACAAGAAAACAGCUGGAUAUGGCAUCAGGGCAUGAAGAAUCCAUCAAUUUUUCCUUGGAAUUUUUACAGGGUAAUUGCCUGCUCCAUUGCCCUGUUUUCUACUCUGUAUUUUGUCUACUGUGUCAGCUUCUUAAAUUCAUCAAACCGGAACGCCGCCAUCAACAUCACCCGCAGCUCCGUCAAGCUGGACUACAUUUCCCCCCAGGUUAACGACCCUGCUCUUUCUCAGAGCCUCCAAAAAGCUCCAGAAAAAACCUCCCUACGCCACAUAGUGUUUGGCAUUGCAGCCUCGUCCAGGUUCUGGAACCGCAGGAAAGAGUAUAUCAAGCUCUGGUGGCGGCCUAAACAGAUGCGCGGCGCCGUUUGGCUAGACAAACCUGUUGCCAACGGCACCGACGACCAUCUUUUACCUCCAACAAAAAUCUCAGGCGACAUCUCCAGGUUCAAAUACGAGAACCGUCGUGGCCACCGCUCUGCUAUCCGCAUAUCGCGGAUUGUGUCGGAGACUUCACGGCUGGGAUUGGAAGCCGUGCGGUGGUUCGUGAUGGGCGACGACGAUACAUACUUCGUACCGGAGAAUAUAGUGAGUGUCUUGUCGAAGUAUGAUCAUACUCAAUUCUAUUACAUCGGAAGUUCGUCAGAGACUCACGCUCAGAACAUUAAUUUCUCCUAUGGCAUGGCGUUCGGCGGCGGUGGGUUUGCCAUAAGUUACCCGUUAGCAAAAGCUCUGGAGAAGAUGCAAGACAGGUGCAUAGAGAGAUACCCGGCGCUAUACGGGUCCGACGAUCGGAUUCAGGCCUGCAUGUCGGAGCUCGGCGUUCCCCUCACCAAGGAACCUGGAUUUCACCAGUUUGAUGUUUUCGGCAAUGUAUUUGGGCUUUUGGCGGCACACCCAAUUGCACCCCUAGUCUCUCUCCACCACUUGGACGUAGUGGAGCCCAUUUUUCCUGACAUGGAUCGCGUAAAGGCCCUGAAACAGUUAACCAAGCCCAUUAAGUUGGACUCAGCGGGCCUUAUGCAACAAUCAGUAUGUUACGACAAGACCCGAAGCUGGACGGUGUCGGUGUCAUGGGGCUACGCCGUUCAGAUCAUCCGCGGCAUCAUUUCCGUCCGGGAAUUGGAAGUUCCGGCCAGAACUUUCUUUCAUUGGUACAAAAGAGCCGACAUGUACGGCUACUCCUUCAACACCCGUCUCCUCAGCAAUCAUGUCUGCGAGAAACCGUUCAUCUAUUAUCUGUCUAACGCGUCCUUCGACCGGACGACGGCGAACCAGACGGUCAGUAAAUAUGUUCGGAGUCAUUUGCAGAAACCGGAUUGUAAAUGGAACAUGGCGGAUCCUUCUAGGAUUAACAUAGUCGAGGUUUAUAAAAGACCCGAUCCGCAUGUGUGGGAAAAGCCGCCGCGGAGGAAUUGUUGUAAGGUGUUGCCGAAGAAGAAGCAGGACACCAUGGAAGUAGAUGUAAGACCAUGUCAAGAAGAUGAAGUCAUUGAAUUGUGGUGAGAGGGAGGGAUACCAUGUAA